AUCCGAAAAGCUGCAAAGUCAAGGAGCACUAACCUGUCUCUAGCUUACCUUGUGGAACACUUAUCUAGGUUUGAUGUGGACACCACAUGUAGCUUCUAACUCGGUCACAAUAAAAGAUUUCAAGGACUGAGAUGGGCUGUGGUCCACCAAGAGUUACCAUGUAGAUCCGCUGCUGCCGAAAGGCAUGCAUUUGUGAAAUAUUUUUUUUUUCUUUCAACUCUCCAUACUGUAGGUAAAGUAUGCUGUCUAAGAAUUCCCAAUUUCAAAAGGGAAUAAAAAUAUCUAUCUUUAUGACAAGUUUCCCUCGCAGGCAACACCAUAAAUGCUAAUUAGAUUUCUGAAGUUGAUGCUAAGCAAGUUAUCAAAGUCCAAAGGAAAGUGGUUAUCGAUGUUUAAAAUAUUACGAAGCUAGAGGCAUAUGUUUUCCCUUUAUGACAAGAAACCCUCAACAAUGUUUAAGUAGUCAUUUUCAAUGUUUUGCUCGCAUGAACUAGUUGUGAAAACCUGGUCCAUGCUCGUCAUAAAGGCUAAGUUUAGCGGCCAACUGCCCAAAAAAUUGAUGAAGGAGCUUCUGAUGGAGGUAGCGAUGGUGGAGGACAACAUUGCUCAACUUGAAGGUGAAGUGAACGAUCUUCAACGCGGUCUGACUCAGGAAAGGGAUUUGUAUAAUGGUCUCUAUUACCGUCAUCAGCUGCAACAACAACAAUUCAAACAACAACAACAAGAAGAGCAGCAACAGAAGCAAAUAUCCGAAAUUAGAAAAGGAAGCGACAAUACUGCAUUAUCAUAUCGUGUCUCAUCACUGUUCGACGAAAGGCCUAAGACGCAGGCAACUCGUAGAAGAAGACAUGCUUCAAUGGGUUCUGCAUCUGAAGCAGAAGCUUUGUUUUCCAUCAACCACACAGUGAGAAGUGGGGACUUGGCCUCUAGCUUUAGCACCAAGGAAUUGCCUGGUGGACGCCUAAAAAGCGCAACGUUUGGAAAAGAGGCCGGGUUCAACCAAAAUAGCUCGAGCAUAAAGAGCCAUGAAAAUGGAUCCCACGGGAAGGGCACCAAGAGAAGCACCACUGAAAAGAUAGCGCUGGCCCCCAAGCUACCUCCUAAGCAUCCUACUGCUAAGACGACUGAAAAGGAAAUGAAGGGCAACUCAAAUCUUGUUCAAAAGCCUUCAACUACUUUAACAGUAUCACAGGAUAAUGUCUGCACAACAUUGCCCAACAAGCUCUCUGAGGACAUCAUCAAGUGCUUGAUUUGCAUAUUCUUGAGAAUGCUUAGAACAUCGAGGAUGGUCAAGCCUGAUAAGUCGCUCAACUAUGCGAAAACAGCUCUCUCUCCUCUCCCAAGCUUUCUCAAAAUUGAAAACUUCUCGAGCUUGAAAGAACCAAGUUUGGACCCUUACGGCAUAUUUGAUAUCGAUGAAUCUAUUCCAAGAGAUAUUGGUCCUUACAAGAAUUUUGUGAUACUCACAACUAGUUCUUUUAAUACAAUCAACCUUGAUAGUUGCAGAACACUUCUUGAGCAACUAAGGAUUUUAUUGAGCAAACUUUGCAAAGUUGAGCUGAGAUUCCUAACGUACAAGCAAAAGUUGGCCUUCUGGAUCAACAUGUACAACGCCUGCAUCAUGCAUGCAUAUCUUCAACAUGGCGUACAACCAAACCUUGAAAAUUUGCUUCUGCUGAUUAAGAAGGUAGAGCUUAAUAUUGGAGGGAGCAUGUUGAAUGCUUUUGAGAUAGAGCAUCUCAUCUUGGGGCAACCAAUUGAACCUGGAAAUAAAGAAGCUUAUCUGGAGGCUAAAAGCAAUAUGAAAGAUGACAUUGUACAUUACAAGCAUAAGCUUGAACAUAGAGAACCAAAUGUCACCUUUGCCCUAUCUUGUGGGAGUCGAUCAUCACCAGCAGUUAGGAUCUACACUGCUCAAGCUGUUUCCAUGGAGUUGGAGAGAUCAAAGUUGGAGUAUUUGCAAGCUUCCAUUGUGGUGACAAGUACAAAGAAGCUCAUGAUCCCUAAGCUUCUGCAACAAUAUAUGCGCGACUGCUCGACCAACAUAGACCUGUUGAUAGAUUGGGUGUGCAGCCAACUUCCAUUGUCGUGCUCGUUGAGGAAAUCCAUCAUUGAAUGCAUCAGAGGGCAUAAAAAUGAACCGAUCUCAACAUUUGCAGAAGUGAUACCUUAUCAAUCUGAAUUCCUAUAUUUAUUGGUCACAUAGAUGCAUGUGUCAAGGAGUGUGAUUUGUACCUAUAUUCCACAAUCGGGUAAAGGCAAUCUUUUUUUCAUGGCUCUCAUUUUUAUGAGAUCAGAAUUAGGUUGUAAAGAAGUCAAGCGAUGAAGUAAAUAUUUUCUUGGUCUUCA
Molecule: messenger RNA, 2349 nt
Organism: Nymphaea colorata (pocket water lily)
Lineage: Eukaryota; Viridiplantae; Streptophyta; Magnoliopsida; Nymphaeales; Nymphaeaceae
Exons: 8
Coding region: 473-2206 (577 amino acids)
Source: RefSeq, a predicted model, not a curated record